AUGCAGCAUACUUUUGUCAAUGGGGAGAUGGCCAGAAAUACAUGGAAGUUCUUUGGGGCACCAUUGGGGAUCAGAUGGGAUGACAGUCCUAUACUCAAUAUAAUCAGCAGGUGGUGGAGCUCCAAAGCAAAAAACAAGGUGGUCCAGGUUCUUUCUCACCUCAAGUGGGUAAUCUCUAAACAUAACAGACCAAUAGUUGAUUCUAUUUCUUGGUCUGGGUUAUGUGAAACUCUUUUGAAUCUGUCUCCUAAAUUUCAUUGUUUCCCUGUUAUAUGGGAGAGACCUAACUUUGGGUGGAUAAAACUCAAUACUGAUGGUAGUAAGCUGAGGGAUGGUUUAAUUGGUGCUGGUGGGGUUGUGAGAAAUCAUAGAGGGGAAAUGCUUAUGGCCUUUGCACAGGCAUUGGGCAAUGACACUAGCAACAAGGCAGAAGCAAGAGCAGCCUUGAUUGGACUUUUAUGGUGUCAGUCCAAUGGGUAUGACAAAAUAAUACCGAAAUGUGAUUCUAAACUGGUUGUUGAUAUGUUAGACAACAAGUUCAAUCCUCCUUGGCAGAUCGAGAACACAAUUAGGGAAGCUCAAAGUAUUAUUUUUCAGCAUAAUGUUGUCAGUUUUAGAAAGGCAAAUUAUGUGGCAGAUGUACCGUCUAAAUGGAGCCAUGAGUUACAAGAGAAGAUGGUCUUCCAGUCUAUGAAUUUGCCCAGAAAUACUAUUGGCUACUAUAGACUUGAUAAGAUCCAACUACCUAAUCUGAGACAUAAAAUUAUCAAGAACCAGUAUGUGCGAACAAGAAUGCUCUUAAGUUUUGGUAAUUGAUCAUGCUCUCUGUUACAAGAUAUAGUAUAAAGGGCAUGACUAUUGUAUUUGUUAGAAGCUUGAUCCUCUGAGGUAUGUGGCUACAGAUAAUGAUUGGUGAAGAGCAUUAUAGUUUCAGGUGCUUAGUACAUAAGGCAGAUUCAUGGUCAUAUCUUG
This is a messenger RNA of Nicotiana tabacum (common tobacco), 972 nucleotides long. The record is from RefSeq and is a predicted model, not a curated record. Lineage: Eukaryota; Viridiplantae; Streptophyta; Magnoliopsida; Solanales; Solanaceae.